Molecule: messenger RNA, 1023 nt
Organism: Helobdella robusta
Lineage: Eukaryota; Metazoa; Annelida; Clitellata; Rhynchobdellida; Glossiphoniidae
Exons: 4
Coding region: 1-1023 (340 amino acids)
Source: RefSeq, a predicted model, not a curated record
AUGCAGGCAGACUCGCAGACUGACAUAAAGAGCGCCAAAACCAAUAGCAUCAACAACAACAACUACAACAUCAACAAAAACAUCAACGACAACAUUAAUAAUGAUUAUAAUAACAUGAAUGACAAUAAUAAAGACGAGAAAGGUUGCAUUGAUGUAAUCGGAAACAACGCAAACAAAAACAUUACCAUCAAGGAAAUUAUCGGCAACAACAAUGAUGUCAGCAUCAGCAACAACAACAGCAGCAACAACAACAAUAACAGCAGCAAUAACAACAACAGCAACAGCAACAACCACCACAUCAGCAGUAGCAGUAGUAGCAGCAGCUGCAGCAACAACAACAGCUUAAAGAUGGACAAAAAUAUCCUGGACACGACAAUCAUAAAACCGAUCUGUUCAGAGCCCGCCAUUUUUACGACUGCAUCGAACAGCGGUUGCUUAGCAACGAACUACACGCUCUGCAACAGUGACGUCAGUCACGUGACAGGAAGUACACAUGACGUAGAGCUUAUUUGCAGCCACGCUUGUGGUGCUGACGCCGACGAUGACGUAAACAAUGAAAAUGGUUACAGCGACAAUAUCGAUGGUUAUGCUGUUGCCGUUGAUGGUGGCCAUAUUGGUGGCCACGGUGACGUCAUCGGUGGCGAUGAUGACGUUGGUGAUUAUGAUAAUGAUGAUGAGGGUGUGGCCGCUGUGGGAAAUAACGCCGAGAGUGGUAGUUCGAAAUUUGUGAGUGUGGAAGCGACGCUUCUGCAGGUUAUUAACGAAGACCGAAAAAAGACAAAAUCCGGAUUAAUAAUAUCCGGUGUGAGGCAGAAGCGCAUAAAAGCAGCGGUGGUAGUUGUGGCCUGCUUGCUGCUGCUCACCAGCUUCAUACUCGUCGGAGUCACCCUGUCUAUGUCUGCCCACAUUGAUGAUAUGGCAGUAGUCAGCAUCAACAACAUCAGCAAUCACAUCAACGUCAACAACAAAAAACUACCACAACAACAACAACAACAGCAGCAACAACAACAGCCACAACACUAA